Messenger RNA from Halichondria panicea, 879 nucleotides. RefSeq names its product CD151 antigen-like. The record is from RefSeq and is a predicted model, not a curated record. The coding region runs from base 129 to 746 and encodes 205 amino acids. NCBI's taxonomy places the organism in Eukaryota, Metazoa, Porifera, Demospongiae, Suberitida, Halichondriidae. The transcript has 7 exons. Gene Ontology annotation, cellular component: plasma membrane.
AGUACAACGUAAUUAUGUUUGUGUUUGUGGCUUGUUAUUCUACAUACAGGAGCUAGCUAGCUAGCUCAGAGCUUUGAGAGUGAACGUUGCUAAAUAUAUAGCUAGCUAGGGAUAGCUACCAAUCCAUCAUGGAGCAGAAGACAAUGCAGAUGAUUUAUUUCUUACUAUUUAAUAUAGUCUACCUGGCCCUGGGGUUCACCAUGUUCGGCUAUGGGAUAUUCUCUGUACAGAGCAUGCAGCAGUACGGCUCGUUCAGUCAAAAUUCGUUUAUCGCAGGGGCAUGCAUUUUUAUCGCUGUGGGAGCCCUUAAGGUUGUCUUUAGCUUGAUUGGCUUUGUAGCCACCUUCAAGCACAAGAAACCUCUAAUGGCUGUGUAUGUUUCUGUCGUUGUGUUUUUGAUGUUCAUGACGUUCAUAGCGGCCAUCUACGCCUUUCAAGCCAGAGUACCAGCUUGGAGAGCCACAGAGACUAGGUUACAAGCUGCCUAUGCUCCUGGUACCAACGAGACAGCUGACCUACUGGCAGUACAAAAUAAUUUGGACUGCUGUGGAGUGAUGGGGGGUGACCUGAAUGGUAGAAUGUGCACCAGCACAAGGUCUAUUGACCUUGUAUACGGACAGGGAUGUCUGCAACAACUGGGGCUGCUGUUUGUGGAGGAGCUCUACUCAAUCGGAGCUAUCGGAAUGGCCUUUGGAGUGUUUGAAGCAACAUCAAUACUGGUGGCUAUGCAGCACGUGCAAGGCUAGGCAUUGAUAAUUACACAGUAGGCCAUUGUACAUGUUUGUUUUACGAGAAAAACUCACAUAAUAACCACAUUAUAUACUACGUACGUGUACCUGAUUUUUUUUAUACUUGUCAAAAAAAGUUGUCUAUCAUUCA